AUGGAUGCGGUUAUCUCUUCUAUCUCUGCCACGAGCCUCGACUCACGCCAAUACACGCAAACACCACCUCAACAGCAUGCAACACCACAUAUUUUCACAUUACCCAUGUCACUGCCAGUGCCCACAGAAGCAAUACCAAUUUCUUUCCAUGAAAUAUACAACUACGGGCCAGAUCAUGCCUGGCAAUCGGAGAAUUUCUACGAUCCGGGCCUUACUAUUGACCUGAAUGUGACAGAUACGUUUCGAUCAGAAGACGACUUUUUGCCUCACACACUUGAUCCGAGCGUUGUCCCGGGUCCAAUGGAUUCACCACUGGAUAUUGGAUCCGAAGUUCUGAUUGGCACCGAAGCUGGGAGCCCAAACAUUUUACGCGAAGACUCGCGAGAAUCUGUCUGUUCGAGUCACCCUAGUACAAACAAUCACAACCGCACCUUUUGUGAAGUAUGCGAGCGGGACAAAAAGGAGCAGAGAAGGAAGGAACAAAAUCGCAAAGCACAACGCAAUCAUCGACUACGGAGUGAGGCAAAGGUGGAACAAUUAAGAGCAAGGCUACAUGCACAGACCGAGGAGAUAGCGGCAUUAAGAGAGAUGAACAGGCUGCUACAGCUCGACCUUGACGAGUGUCGAAAGUCAACUGAGGAAAGGGCCGCUUGAGAAGUGUGGCUCCUUGGAGUCGUUGGGAAUGCUCUGACAACUAUCCGCUGGAAGGCAGUCGAAAUUCAAGGCGACGUCAAGCUUGGACCAUGGUGACAGCGAUACCGUUCAUCUCAGUCUCCCGCUUACUAGGGGUCUGCGGGGACGUCAAGGAAUCAAUUGGCUGGUGACACACCAGAAGAGAUAUUCACAUGUUAAGGCGUUGGAAGUUCUCGAUUCGGAAACAGGGUUGAAUGGGCCAG
Exophiala mesophila is the source of this 896-nucleotide messenger RNA. RefSeq lists its product as uncharacterized. NCBI's taxonomy places the organism in Eukaryota, Fungi, Ascomycota, Eurotiomycetes, Chaetothyriales, Herpotrichiellaceae. Gene Ontology annotation, biological process: regulation of DNA-templated transcription. The record is from RefSeq and is a predicted model, not a curated record. Bases 1 to 654 code for a protein of 217 amino acids. Gene Ontology annotation, molecular function: DNA-binding transcription factor activity. The transcript has 3 exons.